This is a messenger RNA of Phragmites australis (common reed), 1387 nucleotides long. Its product is annotated as LOB domain-containing protein 30-like. Gene Ontology annotation, biological process: positive regulation of DNA-templated transcription; hormone-mediated signaling pathway. Gene Ontology annotation, cellular component: nucleus. The record is from RefSeq and is a predicted model, not a curated record. NCBI's taxonomy places the organism in Eukaryota, Viridiplantae, Streptophyta, Magnoliopsida, Poales, Poaceae. The transcript has 2 exons. Bases 235 to 999 code for a protein of 254 amino acids.
CCAUGUUUACACAUAUGCCUUUCCUCCACUUUUAUAUUGGCAUGGCAGCCCUCCUUGCCCAUUCUUCCUCUAUCCCUUCCUCCCUCCCUCCCUCUCUUUACCUUGCCUUCCUCUCCUCCUUGCCACUCUAUGCCAACGGAGGCGCACUUGUUUUAUCCCUAUAACUAGUAAGCCCCCCGGACAGUGGAGCAGCAGGCGGGUAUAAGGUCCUUGAGGGCAGGACACCUGAGGGCAAUGAGCUCUGGAGGCGGCACGAACACGCUUGGCGGAUGCGGCGGCAGCGUCAGUGGUGGCCCUGGAGGAGGAGGAGGCGGCGGGCCGUGCGGCGCGUGCAAGUUCCUCCGGCGCAAGUGCGUGAGCGGGUGCAUCUUCGCGCCCUACUUCGACUCGGAGCAGGGCGCGGCGCACUUCGCGGCGGUGCACAAGGUGUUCGGCGCCAGCAACGUGUCCAAGCUGCUGCUCCAGAUCCCGGCGCACAAGCGCCUCGACGCCGUUGUCACCAUCUGCUACGAGGCCCAGGCGCGCCUCCGCGACCCCGUCUAUGGCUGCGUCGCCCACAUCUUUGCGCUGCAGCAGCAGGUGGUGAAUCUCCAGGCCGAGCUGACCUACCUGCAAGCCCAUCUCGCCACGCUGGAGCUGCCGUCCCCGCCGCCGCUGCCGGCCCCGCCGCAGAUGCCGAUGCCGGCGCCGUUCUCCAUCUCGGACCUGCCGUCGUCGACGAACAUCCCCACCACCGCCGACCUGUCCACGCUCUUCGAUCCGCCGCCGCAGCCACAGUGGGCGGCGGCCCAGCAGCAGCUCCACCACCAGCAACACCAGCAGCACCAGCUCCACCAACCGACGUCGUCGUAUGGCACGUCCGUCAGGGGCGGGUCCGGCAUGGCAGAUAGCUCGGCGGGCGGCGGAGACCUGCAGGCGCUGGCGAGGGAGCUCCUGGACCGCCACCGGUCCGGCAUCAAGUUCGAGCCGCCGCCACCACCACCGCCGCACUCAAGAUGAGAGCUUCAUCAAGCCGCACGAAACCAAUGGAUCGUUGGAGCGAGGUGAAGAAAGAGGGGUACCGUUGUGGAGGAGAAGGGUGAGUGGCAUGGACAGAGUUGACGCGCGGCAAUGACGAGAAAGAAAAGGGUCGGUGAUGGGCGAUGGCGAGAGCAGGGAGUAGGUAAGCAGCAUUGGCCGGUUUUCGCGUAUCCAUCUUGUUGUUAACCAGGGGUGCAAUGGCGCCCACUUAGUUGCUAUAUGCUCUAGUUUGGAUUUGCUCCAAGACAAAUCAAGAAGAGUACUGGGGAUCGAGAGUAGUACUAGAAUUGACAUGUAGUAGUAACAGAUCACCUUUGUCACCGUUCCAUUAAUCGCAAGAUUUUAAGAAAAGUUCUAUGGUUCUAGA